AUAACACAAAUCUUAAGAUACACAAAGUUUGAAAGAUGGCUGGUGGAGGCUUAGUUGCUUCAGCAAAUGGAAGGCAAUAUGAUGGGAAGGUGACACCGUUCGUGUUGGUCACAUGUUUGGUGGCGGCCAUGGGAGGUCUACUUUUCGGUUAUGAUCUUGGUAUUACCGGAGGAGUAACUUCCAUGGAACCAUUUCUGGUGAAAUUCUUUCCCGGCGUUUACAAGCAAAUGAAAAAUGAAUCUGCGGACAAGAACCAAUAUUGUAAAUUUGACAAUGAGCUUCUUACUUUGUUCACAUCUUCCUUGUAUCUUGCAGCGCUAAUAGCUUCUUUCUUUGCUUCCACGACUACGAGAAGGUUUGGACGCAAGGUCUCAAUGUUUGCUGGUGGCAUGUUUUUUCUUGUUGGUGCAUUGCUGAAUGGUUUUGCCGUCAAUAUUGAAAUGCUUAUCAUUGGUCGUCUAUUGCUUGGUUUUGGUGUCGGAUAUUGUAAUCAGUCUGUUCCAGUGUAUUUGUCUGAAAUGGCUCCGGCAAAGAUUAGAGGCGCACUCAAUAUGGGCUUUCAAAUGAUGAUCACAAUUGGAAUCCUAGGUGCAAACCUUAUCAACUAUAAGACUGCCAAUCAUAAGAGUGGAUGGAGAGUUUCUUUAGGUAUUGGAGCCGUCCCUGCGGUUAUGUUGUGUGUAGGAUCUUUUUUCUUAGGUGACACACCAAACUCUAUGAUUGAAAGGGGUCAAAAAGAAGCAGCUAAAAAAAUGUUACAAAGGAUUCGUGGCAUUGAUAAUGUUGAUGAAGAGUUUCAGGAUCUGGUUGAUGCUAGCGAGGAAGCCAAAAAGGUAGAGCAUCCAUGGAAGAAUAUUACACAACCAAGAUAUAGACCUCAACUCACUUUUUGCAGUCUCAUUCCAUUCUUCCAACAACUCACCGGCAUCAAUGUUAUCAUGUUUUAUGCACCUGUCCUUUUCAAAACUCUGGGAUUUGGAAGCGAUGCUUCACUCAUGUCUGCAGUAAUUACCGGAGGUGUCAACGUUGCUGCUACUUUUGUUUCCAUUUUCACUGUAGACAAGUUUGGAAGAAGAAUUUUGUUCCUUGAAGGCGGUGUCCAAAUGCUUAUAUGCCAGAUUGUUGUUGGAAGCAUGAUUGCGAUGAAGUUUGGAGUUAGCGGUCAAGGGUCAUUUACAAAAGGUGAAGCAAAUCUUCUGGUGUUCUUUAUAUGUUUGUAUGUUGCGGCAUUUGCAUGGUCUUGGGGUCCAUUGGGAUGGUUAGUCCCUAGUGAAAUAUGUCCUCUUGAGGUUCGAUCUGCAGGUCAAGCUACCAAUGUUGCCGUGAACAUGUUAUUCACCUUCGCCAUUGCUCAAAUUUUUCUUAAUAUGCUUUGUCACUUGAAGUUCGGGCUUUUCUUCUUCUUUGCCGGCUUUGUGCUCAUCAUGACAAUUUUCAUCGCCUUGUUUAUGCCCGAGACAAACAAAGUCGCCAUUGAAGAAAUGAAUAAUGUGUGGAAGUCUCACUGGUUUUGGAGGAAGUUUGUUCCUACUACUGUCAAUGAUCAUGACCAUAAGGGGAUGCGUGAAAUACCCAUGGCAUAGACACUAUUAUAUGUGUGAUAUAACAAUUUUCAUUAAUUCAUUGUAUUAACUAGCUAAAGACCCGUGUAUUAGCACGAGUGCGUUGAUUUCACUUUAAAAAUAUUUUAAGCAUUUGUUUAUUUUAUUUUUGAAAAUUUGUUGCACCGUGUCCGUUAUGGAUUGUAGGUGCUUAUUUUAGUAUUAUAAAUGUUUGUUUAUUCUAUGAGAAGAUUUGUUAAAAUAUUUUCCUCGUGUUGCAGUGUGUUUAUAUCCACCACAUUUUAUGUUGCAAGUACUAAUUUGAAUGUCCCAUAUUUAUUAUUAGUACACAACGAUAUAAAUUUGAA
This is a messenger RNA of Trifolium pratense (red clover), 1909 nucleotides long. RefSeq names its product sugar transport protein 10-like. NCBI's taxonomy places the organism in Eukaryota, Viridiplantae, Streptophyta, Magnoliopsida, Fabales, Fabaceae. Gene Ontology annotation, cellular component: membrane. The transcript has 3 exons. The coding region runs from base 36 to 1583 and encodes 515 amino acids. The record is from RefSeq and is a predicted model, not a curated record. Gene Ontology annotation, molecular function: monosaccharide transmembrane transporter activity. Gene Ontology annotation, biological process: monosaccharide transmembrane transport.